Molecule: messenger RNA, 2055 nt
Organism: Plutella xylostella (diamondback moth)
Lineage: Eukaryota; Metazoa; Arthropoda; Insecta; Lepidoptera; Plutellidae
Source: RefSeq, a predicted model, not a curated record
GGCAUUAAAAAAACAAAUUGUUUUGACAAGAGCGUCGAUUAUUUUCUAGAUUUUAAUUAAUUUUACCGAUGAAAUGAACGAAAAUGAUGACGAAAUUACAACAUUUUGUGAUUCAGCAGCUGCUUUGGUGGAAGGAUGUCGCUUGCCAGUGCGAAUGCAAGGAGGCAAUGACUGGCCUUUAGCUGAAAUUAUCAGUAUUAAGGAGCUACGUGGACAAAGAGGAUAUUAUGUUCAUUAUGUUGACUUCAACAAACGUCUGGAUGAAUGGGUCGGGGAGUCGUGGCUGGACACCCGAAAGGUUCAGUUUCCAAGACGAGAUGGUGCUCCGGUGAAAGAUGGCUCCACAACUCCGAAGAAGACUCACAUAGGAUCAGGAGGUGGCAUUAUGCCUCAAGUUGUUAUUAAUGAAACAGUCUGCAACGAAACUCAGAAGUUAAACAAGGACGCGAAUUCCAAUCAACUAAAAUUUACAGAAAAACAAAUCCCUCCCGAUGCACUGAAUGGUUCUAUACCCAAAAUUGCACCAUUAUCCAUCGGCGAGCCACGUCAGCUGAUCUCACGGCCGGCGAGCCCCACGCUCAUCCACCAUGAGGCCCCCUCGUCGCUGGUCAACGGAGGCGCCGUGCUGGCCGCCGCGCUGCAGAAGAAGAUGAACAGAAAACGGAAGGCCAACUCUUUGGACCAUGAGCUGCCAGAAGUGACCCUCCCCUUGCAAGAUCUGCUAGACGGGGCCGAAGCCCUGCCGAGCGGCGCGGCCACGCCCACCGCCCCGCGCCCGCGCCAGUCGGGCAGUCUGGUGGCCCACGGACAUGACGACCUGGUGACCCGGAUGAAGAAUAUUGAGAUGAUUGAGCUGGGACGGCAUAGGUUGCGGCCGUGGUACUUCGCACCUUAUCCUCAGGAAAUAAUUUCACUAGCAUGUAUCUACAUUUGUGAAUUUUGCCUCAAGUAUAGAAAAAGUAAAAAGUGUUUGGAAAGACACCUGAUUAAAUGUAAGCUAAAACACCCACCGGGAAACGAGAUUUACCGAAAAGGCAGUAUAUCGUUCUUCGAAAUAGACGGUAGAAAGAACAAGGCGUACGCUCAAAACCUCUGUUUGUUGGCAAAACUGUUUCUGGAUCACAAAACCCUGUAUUACGACACUGACCCCUUCUUAUUUUACGUCAUGACAGAAUUUGACUCAAGAGGUAAGCGAGGUUUCCACAUAGUGGGAUACUUUUCCAAGGAGAAGGAAAGUACUGAAGAUUACAACGUGGCUUGUAUACUGACUCUACCUCCGUACCAAAGGAAGGGAUAUGGAAAACUCCUUAUUGAAUUUAGCUACGAGCUAUCCAAGUUCGAGGGCAAGACGGGCUCCCCGGAGAAGCCGCUGUCGGACCUCGGGCUACUGUCGUACCGCAGCUACUGGGCGCAGACCAUCCUCGACAUCAUGAUGACCAUCAAGCCGCUGCAGGACCAUGAGAAGCCGCUCAUCACCAUCAAUGAAAUAUGUGAAUUGACGAGUAUAAAGAAAGAAGACGUGAUCAGCACACUGCAGAACCUGAAUCUAAUCAACUACUACAAGGGACAGUAUAUCAUUUCCGUUAAUCAGGAAACAAUAGAGCAGCAUGAAAAAGCUAUGGAGAAGCGAACACUGCGUAUCGACCCCAAAUGCCUGCACUGGACUCCGAAGGACUGGUCCAAGAGAUCCAAAUGUGUUUGAGUGAGCUUUUGCCGUGGUAGUUCAAAGGAGGUGUGAGGAGACUUUCCAAACACGUAGAUACGGCGGCGUUGCGGCUUUCUCCAUACAAUGUUCUAGGUAUUGUCUUAAUAUUUCUAUAAUACUCUGAUCCACAACGAUGUCUCAUAGAAAUUGGUGUUUUUCGAUGUUCGAAAGUGUUAUCUUAGUGUAAAUAUGAUUUUCUUAAUGCGAAAUACGUCCAUCGUCCAUCAGAUCAAAUACGAAACUGUUCUUUUGCGAGUCAAAAUGAUCCUUUUGUACCACGUCUUAGUGAAUUUAGUACAAUAAAUUGUAAAAGUCAAUAUUGUGAUAUUAAAUAUAUCAUCAAAAAUUCA